Molecule: messenger RNA, 1327 nt
Organism: Durusdinium trenchii
Lineage: Eukaryota; Dinophyceae; Suessiales; Symbiodiniaceae
Source: the annotation of a GenBank genome assembly
GCUCCAGCAACGCAACCUGGCCGUUGCAGAGCCACCGUAGUAAGUAGGAGUGCCGGGCCCAGUAGGAUGAGCAUGUGGUUGAUUAGCCUCUUCCUAUCUGUGGCUCUGGUGGCAGCUCAGACUACAGAUGGAGGGCGUAGUGAGCUCCCUGGAAUGAGAAAGGAUAUGUUCGACCAGAUCAAGGAUUCCAAGAACAAAGGCCCAGGUGGACAAACCGCGAAGCGGGCUGACUGCCCCAAGAGCGACAAGCUCUCACCCUUCAGAGCCUUUUGCAUCGUCAAGGGCGAGAUCUAUGUCAAGAUCAAUGACACCGAAGAGAAAUGCAGAAGAGUCAUCAGCAUAGGCGGCGCCAACGCCUCGGCGCUCUUCGACGCCUCGCGCACCUGUGGCGCCGUGGGCGAAUGGAAGCGACGGGUGGCCGAAGAGCUCAGCGCCGUGUACUUCGUCGGCGGUUGGGAGGAGAGGAAUGGCCCAAAAGUGAGGGCGAACCGGUGGAGUUGGAGUUCGAAGAUGGCAACCUCUCAGUUCCCAUCACGCCUGAGAACUACGAGGUCAUCAAGGAAUGCUGGGCUCGAGGCUGCGGCUGUGAACAGGCGGCCAACCCCAAGAUGAAGGCAAUCUUGCUCUCGAUGCUGGUGAUUUGCGUUUUCGGCAUUGGCAGAGAUGGCGUGAAGCUCAUGUACGAAAAGUUCUUCGGUGGUUCGAAGAAAGAAAAGGAGAAGGAGAAGAAAGAGAAGAAGGAGAAGAAGGAGAAGAAAGAAAAGAAAGAGAAGAAGAGCAAGAAAGGCGGCGAGGGCGAGGCCUCGGAGGUCGCGGGCGACGAGUCCACUGAGACGAAGAGCGAGGUGCCGGACGAGGGCGAGAAGAGCGGCAAGGAGACCGAUGGGGAGAAGGAGAACGAGAAGGAGGAGGAGGAUGCGAAGGAUGAGUCUGGCACUGCAGCUGAUGACAAGUAGAUGCUGAAAACAGACAGGUUGGCCCUGUGAGCAGUGCAGAAGGUUGCUCCAGCUGCCAGGGCUUUGCUGUCAUUUCUUGCAAUCUCUAGCAUUCAGUUCAAAACUCAGCAGCAUCCUGACUACAACCCAACUAACCUUGGAGUUGAGGAGAGCCCUCCAGCCCAACACAGAAACUCUCCAGCUUUCUAAGCCGCAUCCGCCGGAUGCGCAUUCGACCAUCAAAGACUCGCGCCGCGGCCUUGGCGACGCAACAAAGGACGUCGGCGGGUUGGGGAACGUUCGCCACGGAGGUCAACUGGAGAAACCGGGCUCCAGUCGUACAUCAGGUUCGGUACGACUGGACCCUCCAAACCCACCCACCCCAGUCCCAC